This is a messenger RNA of Podospora pseudopauciseta, 703 nucleotides long. RefSeq lists its product as uncharacterized. The transcript is spliced from 2 exons. The coding region runs from base 155 to 703 and encodes 182 amino acids. The record is from RefSeq and is a predicted model, not a curated record. Lineage: Eukaryota; Fungi; Ascomycota; Sordariomycetes; Sordariales; Podosporaceae.
ACUCAGCGCAACCACCAAAACCAUAUGUCGUUGUCCUUUUUUUUUCGGUCAUAUAUCGCCUUCAGCAUCCUCCCGAGUCUCGUAAAAAACCGCCAACCUCUGCCCAGAAUUCAUUUCCAGCUGCUUGCCUAGCCAGUUUGAUCCUUCCUCAAAAAUGUACUUUUUCUCCCUCCUUCCCCUCCUCAUCACAGCCACCACCUCCUCCCCUUCCCCGGGUGGCCAAGUCCUUCCCCGACAGUCCUCCCCACCCCCGACCAACCCCUCCUUCAUCUCGACCAUCCUCGCCACAGCCAACGCCUACCGCUCCGCCCACGCCGCCCGCCCGCUGACCUGGGACGCGAACCUCGCCGCUUUUGCGUUGCAAAAGGCGAAUGGAUGCCGGCUUAACCAUGCCGGCCCAUACGGCGAAAACGCCUACUGGUCAUGGUACUACCCGCCUACGCACCAACCUGAUUUUACAGCGGAGAUAGGCUGGGCGUUUGAGGUCUGGAACUCGCAGGAGGAGAUUGAUGCUUAUGUUGCUGGGGACUUGCUGGGGGGAGCGCACUUUACGCAGACGGUUUGGAAGGCUACGGAGAGGGUUGGGUGUGCUUUUAGCGGGGAGAGGUGCGUGGGGAAUCCGGAUCAGGAAUGGUGGUUUUAUUGUGAUUUUUGGCCGAGGGGGAAUGUGAGGGGGUGGUAUGGGGGGAAUGUUACUGUUUGA